Messenger RNA from Hypomesus transpacificus, 1713 nucleotides. RefSeq names its product NADPH oxidase 4. Gene Ontology annotation, biological process: superoxide anion generation; defense response. The record is from RefSeq and is a predicted model, not a curated record. The transcript is spliced from 16 exons. Gene Ontology annotation, cellular component: plasma membrane; NADPH oxidase complex. Gene Ontology annotation, molecular function: superoxide-generating NAD(P)H oxidase activity. NCBI's taxonomy places the organism in Eukaryota, Metazoa, Chordata, Actinopteri, Osmeriformes, Osmeridae. The coding region runs from base 208 to 1698 and encodes 496 amino acids.
UUCUUCACACUGUGCUAGGACGCCGGUACAAUGUAUAAGGACUGAUAAAUGGAUAAUUGAAUCCUCAGAAUGCCAGUGUGACCGAGAGGAGAACGGGUUUGGCUGCACUUGUGGCGGAACGAGGGAGAGGAAUUUUAUAGUUGAUUAAACAGGAUUGAAAACUUCCAAACUGGAAUUUGGUAGUGUUUCGAAACUGCCGGCCAAACCAUGGCUCUGUCAAUCCAGAGUUGGGUCGCCAACGAAGGAGGAAAGCACUUGGUUUUGAUUAUGUGGCUUGGCGUUAACACUUGGCUGUUCUUGAGGACGUUCAUGACGUACUGCAGCGGACAACAAUACUUCUACCUCCAUAAGAUGCUCGGGCUAGGGUUGUGUGUCAGCCGUGCAUCUGCAUCAGUGCUCAACCUGAACUGCAAUCUGGUCCUGCUGCCCAUGUGUCGGUCUCUGCUCACCUACCUCAGAGGAACCCAUGUGGUGAACAGGAAGGCACGCAGACUGCUGGACAAAGGUAAAACCUUCCAUGUGGCUUGUGGGGUGGCCAUUUGUGUCUUCUCUGUGGUGCACGUGUCUGCUCACCUGGCCAACCUGGUCAACUUCAGCGUCAGGUACUCAGAGGAGUUCCCCGCUCUCAACGUUGCACGCUACAGGGGGGAGGACCCCAGAAUCAUCAUCCUGACCACAGUUCCUGGGGUUACUGGCGUCCUGUUGGUCCUCGUCCUCUUCUUGAUGUUUACAGCCUCCUCAUACUGCAUACGAGUGUGUAACUAUGAGAUCUUCUGGUACACCCACAACCUCUUCAUCGUGUUUUAUCUCAUUCUGCUGGUACAUGUGAUUGGGGGAGCUCUGAAGUUCCAGACCAACGUGGAAGCCCACCCCCCUGGCUGCUUCAGAGCCAAUCAGACGUCCUCAGAGCAUCAGGGGGAGGGGCUGGAACGAGGGGAGGGGCUUGAGAAGAGCUGUGGAGAGGAGGCUCAUUUUCAACCCCACCAACCCCAGACCUGGCUAUGGAUAUCAGGGCCCCUGUGUCUGUACUGCGCCGAGAGACUCUACCGUUACAUCCGUAGCAGCGAUCCCGUCACCAUAGUUACCGUUCUCCGACACCCUUGUGAUGUCAUAGAGGUGCGCAUGUUGAAGAGGGAAUUCAACGCCCGCCCAGGGCAGUACGUUGUCCUGAACUGUCCGACAGUGUCGUCGUUUGAGAACCAUCCCUUCACGCUGACAGCGUGUCCCACAGAGAAGAGUGGGGUGUUUGGCGUCCAUUUACGCGUGGUGGGAGACUGGACUGAGCGCUUCACGGAGCUGUUGCUUCCUGGGCCGGGGGUGGCAUCAGAGAUCCUUCCCAUGGUGCAACAGAGGACGUACCCAAAGCUUUACGUGGAUGGUCCAUUUGGUAGUCCGUCAGAGGAUGUGUUUAACUACGAGGUCAGUCUGUGUGUGGCGGGCGGGAUCGGUGUCACGCCAUUCGCCUGCGUGCUACACACUCUGCUAGACAGCUGGAGGACGUUCAGACUGAGGAGGCUGUAUUUUGUAUGGGUGUGCAGGGAGCUCCAGUCCUUCUACUGGUUUGCUGAGCUGCUGUGCACCCUGCACCACAAGCUGUGGCAGGAAAACAGACCAGACUACCUCAACCUGCACCUCUUCAUCAGCCAGACCGACAGACUGCAGGUGAGUCAGAUGCAGUCACAUAUAACAAGGGCUUGAAAUUAACGGCGUCCC